UUAGGUUCCUCUGCAUUGAACGUUUUUCUCUUUUAUGUUACAUUAAGGACACCUUUGUACUUGAUCACAUUAAGACGUAAUUUUGAAAAAAAGAGUUAAUGUAUUUAGUGUUUGCGUUAGUGCGCAAUGUACAUUUGGCGGGAAAGAGCACGUUGAGGGAAAAAAAAACGUAGUAUUAAAACCCGCGGGAGCAGCUGCUCGUAAUCUUGCAGUAAAUGGCAGUCAAGCAGUCUGAUGACUUCAGCCAGAACGAAGUACAUGCUCUCUAAGCCUAACACAGCAUUAAUAUCAUAGGAAAGACCAUAUUGUUGAAUACAACACCGGUGGAUUACUCCCACUUUGGAAUAUUAUUUUCACGUGACAUCGGCAGUAGGAUUUUGCCAGUCUUUUUUCAACUAAAACGGAUCUUAUUUGGGUGUCACUGUUACGGCAGCCACAAUGCCGCUGAAUUCAAAUAUGGCUAGUAAAAACUAUGAUUACGACUACGACUCUGUCCAGCCCUAUUUCUACAUCGACAAUGAGGAGGAGAAUUUAUAUCACCAGCCACAAAGCCAGCUCCAACCCCCUGCUCCAAGCGAGGAUAUAUGGAAGAAAUUCGAGCUGCUGCCGACACCACCGCUUUCUCCCAGCCGGCGACCCUCUUUAUCAAGUCUCUUCCCCUCAACUGCAGACCAGCUGGAAAUGGUCACUGAAUUAAUCGGGGACGAUAUGGUUAACCAGAGUUUCAUUUGUGACGCUUACUACUCCCAGUCAUUUAUCAAGUCUAUUAUUAUUCAGGAUUGUAUGUGGAGCAGUUUUUCGGCUGUUGCGAAAUUGGAGAAAGUAGUGUCUGAUAGAUUAGCAACACUACAAGCGAGGAAGUGCUCGAGUACCACAGGAGAAUCCGGUAUAGUAAACUCCACGAAUCCUAACGUGUAUUACCUGCAAGACCUGAACACCUCUACGUCGGAAUGCAUUGACCCUUCAGUGGUGUUCCCUUGCCCGCUUGGCGAGAACCCUAAACCCACCAAAACUACUACAGCGGCUUCCUUGGCUUAUCCUUUGGACACGCCACCGAACAGCAGCAGCAGUAGUUGCAGCAGCGAUAGCGAUUCAGAUGAUGAUGAGGAGGAGGAGGAGGAGGAGGAGGAGGAGAUUGACGUGGUGACUGUGGAAAAGAGGAAGUCUGUGAGGAGGUCAGACUCCGGCGCAUCUAGUGGAAACACUCACCACAGCCCCCUUGUCCUGAAACGGUGUCACGUCAACAUCCACCAACACAACUACGCAGCUCACCCGUCGACGAAGGCUGAGCAGCCCGCUGUCAAGAGGAUUAAGUCUGAGACCAGUGGGAGGGUGUUGAAGCAAAUCAGCAACAACCGCAAGUGCUCAAGUCCCAGGGCCUCGGACUCUGAGGAUAACGACAAACGCAGGACUCACAAUGUGUUGGAGCGGCAAAGACGAAACGAGCUCAAGUUGAGCUUUUUUGCGUUGCGUGACGAGAUCCCGGACGUAGCGAACAAUGAGAAGGCAGCCAAAGUGGUCAUACUCAAAAAGGCAACGGAGUGCAUUUACAGUAUGCAGUCAGAUGAGCAGAAGCUGUUGUCACUGAAAGAACAGUUGAGGGGAAAGAGGGAGAAGUUGAAACAGCGGUUAGAGCAGCUGAGAAACUCCCAGCAGGCUUGAAUGAAUGAAUGAAUGAAUGAAUGAAUGAGAGGAAGGACUCAAUCUUUAUGCCUUUACGAACUUGCUGUGUAUAGUUGUGGUGUCGCAUGCAAAUGCAAAAAUGACUGAAAUAUUGCAGGUGUUGGCCACACACCUUGACUGGAAUCCUGAUAUUGAUUAUUAUUUUUUGAACAUUUUCCCUGCCUCACUUGAGCUUCAUGGAGGUUAUCAAUUUGUAUUUAAUUAUUUUAUUUGUAUUGAUACAAUGAUGUGCUGAACCACACUUGUAAACUUUAACUUAAUGCUUUGUUUUUGUAAGUUUUGUACAUAAUUCUGAACUCUUUCUGAUGUACUGAUCUCAAUUACAUUAUAUAAAUCAUGUAUUUGACUGGA
This is a messenger RNA of Esox lucius (northern pike), 2034 nucleotides long. It is a transcript of the gene mycb, whose product is annotated as MYC proto-oncogene, bHLH transcription factor b. The transcript is spliced from 3 exons. The coding region runs from base 439 to 1662 and encodes 407 amino acids. Gene Ontology annotation, biological process: positive regulation of cell population proliferation; regulation of transcription by RNA polymerase II. The record is from RefSeq and is a predicted model, not a curated record. Lineage: Eukaryota; Metazoa; Chordata; Actinopteri; Esociformes; Esocidae. Gene Ontology annotation, molecular function: protein dimerization activity; RNA polymerase II cis-regulatory region sequence-specific DNA binding; DNA-binding transcription factor activity, RNA polymerase II-specific.